Molecule: messenger RNA, 971 nt
Organism: Annulohypoxylon maeteangense
Lineage: Eukaryota; Fungi; Ascomycota; Sordariomycetes; Xylariales; Hypoxylaceae
Product: telomere stability and silencing-domain-containing protein
Exons: 1
Coding region: 116-961 (281 amino acids)
Cellular component (GO): nucleus
Source: RefSeq, a predicted model, not a curated record
CAAUUGGCAUCUUUUACAUACCAAACUUUCCAUCUUGGAACACUUCCUUUAAUAUCAACACGCUUAGCACGAAGGCUUCUUGAGUUUCUUCAUCCCAUCGUGUGAGGUAACAGUUAUGGCACCUAAAAACAUCAACGUCUUUGUUACCACCUUUUCAGGCUUAGGCCUGCCUCCUACUCUGUCAUUCCCCGUUCCUCCGACCACCACUUUCUCCGACCUCCACGAUCGCAUUGAAGGCCGAUUGCCCCAGACAGAUGCGCGACUCAUCCUAACAACUGUUUCAAACAAGCAACUACUUCACAGUUCCGAUGAGCUAGUAUCUAAUCUCUGCGGUGGCGACGAUGCUUUUGUAUCCCUCCGAUUAUCGAUUCCGUUAUGUGGUGGCAAAGGUGGUUUCGGCUCCCAGCUUCGAGCAGCUGGUGGCCGAAUGUCUUCAAAGAAGAAGAAGAACCGCGGAGAUGAGAACGGAUCUAGUAGAAACCUCGAUGGACGUCGACUGCGCACAGUCAACGAGGCUAAGUCGUUAGCUGAGUUCCUAGCGAUCAAGCCUGAGAUGGAACAGAAAGAGAAGGAGAAGCGACGCGCAAGGUGGCAGCAAAUCGUUGACCUUGCAGACCAAAAAGAGCACGAGAUUAAGAACAACACGAAGGGUCGACUGGACGGCAAGUGGGUGGAGGACAAGGAAGAGGCUGCCGAACGAACUCGCGAGGCAGUUCUCGCUGCUGUGAAGGCGGGAAACUAUAAGGACAAUCUCCUUAGCACAUCGCAUGGCUCUACCUCUACGGAAUCCAUGGAAGAGGGCUUCUCUAGUGGGGGAGACGAAUCCGAGGAGGCUAGUAGCUCUAAAGCUACGAAAUCGGCGGCGAAAGCAACAUCGAAGAAGCCAGCCACUGGAGUAUUCGCCGGUUUUGACGAAGACGACGAGUUCAUGAGUUCCUCGGAUGAGGAGGACAGCAAAUAAGACGACACUG